AUGGCUUCUCUCAACCUCUCGUCCAACGGUCCCUCGAUAUCCAAGAGCUACCAGACGGUGGUGAAUGCACCUCCUCCGUCUACAGCAGGUUCGCCAACCUACGGCCAAUGGGCUGUCUUUUCGGUUUCUACUCCACUGGUCAGUGCCUUUCAGCAGGAUGCAGGCAAGGAGAGUGUGCUCAAGGUUCAGAGCUCCGGAGAGGGUGAAUUGGCCGAUCUCAUCGAGGAAUUCUCCGAAGGAAGGGUACAGUUCGCAUAUGUGAAAGUGACAGACCCAAAUACAGGUCUCCCUAAGAACGUCUUGGUUGCAUGGUGUGGAGAAGGUGUUCCUGAACGAACCAAGGGUUACUUCACUAGCCACCUGGCUGCGGUUUCCAAGUUCCUUCAUGGAUAUCAUGUUCAGGUUACUGCCCGGGCAGAUGGGGACCUAACCCCCGAGGGAAUUGUCCAGCGGGUGGCAGACUCCUCCGGCUCCAAGUAUUCCGCAGGGGAGUCUUCUAUCCCCAACGCCGCCCCCCGACCUCCUGUGGCCAGCAAGCCUGCUUUCACACCGACGAGAUCUGGAGGAAUCGCCCCCAACCCCGCUCGCCCACAGCCGGCCUCUACAAGAGCACCGGUGGACGAUGAUGGAUGGGGUGCAGAUGCCCCUCCAGUGACCCGGACUCAAUUGGAAAAGGUUCAGUCUGCCUAUCAGCCAACCAGAGUGAACCUGCAAGAGCUCAAGGCAAACCCCACAGCGACUCGCCAAGCUCCUGCCACGACCUCAGACGACGCUGGCGUUGUCAAGGGUGGAUACCAGCCAAUAGGCAAAGUUGAUAUUGCUGCCAUUCGGAGACAGGCUGCCGAAUCUGGCCAGCUCAAAGAUGAGCGCCCGGCACCUGUCAAGGGGUCUUAUGAGCCGGUCGGCAAAGUGGACAUUGCUGCUAUCCGAUCCAAGGCACAGAAGCCAACAGGUGACAGUGUUUCAACGAGCCCCGCUGUCAAUGAGCUCCCCACAACGCUGCCCGAGCGACCUGCCCCGUCCAACGCUUCAGAACGGUUGACAACCCUACCCAAGCCCAAGGUUGCCAAUAAGUUUGGCAGUGGUCCUUCCUUCCCUGGGACUAAGCCGCCCCUCCCGACUGGCCUUGAUACUAAGCCGAGCGCGAGCGCCCCAAUUGGUGUUGCAAGCCGAACAUUUGCCGAUGAAGGAGGAAAGACACCUGCUCAGAUCUGGGCCGAACGUAAGGCCAAGGAGCGUGGAGAGACUCCGCCAUCUCGGAGCGCUGAGCCUACUCCGAUUCAGAAUCAGGCCAGUGGUCAAAACGAGUGGAAAAGCUCCUACGCUGGCAAGUCAUGGGCCCCUGUUCAAACCACCCACGAGAAAUCCCAACUCCCCGAGCCACCCGUUGACGCAAGGGCCAUUGAUCAAGCGGAGGAAUCCCAGCCUAGCAUCAGUGAUAUCCGCGGUCAAUUUGCCCAUGAUACGCCCGCACCACCCGCUCCUCCGGUCCCGCAGGCCAGUCGCCCCGUUCCUGUACCUGGCCUAUCCUCUGGACCUGAGCCUGAGCCCGAGCAUGACGCUCAGCAAGUUCUCCCCGCGCCCCCGCAGCAACCUCGCUCCCCAACUCCUCCCACCCCACCAGUCCGCGAGAGCUCCCCCAUCCGGAUUGCUAUGCCGGUGGGUCAAGGUGUUGCCGACGCCCACGAGGAGCAGCACUCUCCACCCCCAGCUCUUCCCGUUCAGAGCCUCCAAGAGGCUGUUCCAGACGAACGGGACCUUGAGGAAGAUUCGCACGACCUUGGCCGUGCUGCGGCCGAAGCUACUGCACCAGAGCAACCUCAGGGCGGACUGCGCGCCCAAGUCCAAUUUGACUAUGAAAAGGCAGAAGACAAUGAGAUUGAGUUGCGUGAGGGCGAGUUUGUAACCGACAUUGAAAUGGUGGACGAAGACUGGUGGGUGGGUGUCAAUGCUCAGGGCGAGCGUGGUCUCUUCCCGGGCAAUUAUGUGGAGAUUGUGGAGGACGGCAAACAUGAAACUCAUGCGCCUGCUGCUCAUGAGUACGAGCCAGAGCCGGAGCAUGCUGCUGCCGUCCCUGCUCCUCCCACACCCGCCGCUGCCCCUGCGCCAGCGGCUGAUGUGAGCUCCAAGGGGCCUACUGCUACCGCUUUGUUCGACUAUGAAGCCGCUGAAGACAACGAGAUUGGCUUUCCCGAAGGCGUGAAAAUCACCAAUGUGGAAUUCCCCGAUGAUGACUGGUGGCUCGGUGAAUACAAUGGCGCACGAGGACUCUUCCCAGCCAACUAUGUCGAGUUGGACCAGUGA
Molecule: messenger RNA, 2304 nt
Organism: Penicillium canescens
Lineage: Eukaryota; Fungi; Ascomycota; Eurotiomycetes; Eurotiales; Aspergillaceae
Product: putative actin binding protein
Exons: 4
Coding region: 1-2304 (767 amino acids)
Biological process (GO): regulation of actin filament polymerization
Cellular component (GO): plasma membrane; cortical actin cytoskeleton; actin filament
Molecular function (GO): actin filament binding
Source: RefSeq, a predicted model, not a curated record